Molecule: messenger RNA, 2402 nt
Organism: Owenia fusiformis
Lineage: Eukaryota; Metazoa; Annelida; Polychaeta; Sabellida; Oweniidae
Source: the annotation of a GenBank genome assembly
UUUCUUCUGAUGACAACUUGGCUAGUGAGCAACCAUUUUGAAAAUGGUGGCCUUUCUGGUGUGUUUUUAUGAUAUUUGCUGUAUAUUUCGUUUGUAAAAAUGCCAGCCAUUUCUGUUCGAUGGGAUUCGCUACGCUUUGGCGUUGCCGUUGUUCUGAUUCAUUCAUUUUUUGUCUUGAUAUUGUUUGCCUAAAUGUAAAACCAAGUUUGAUAGAUUUAUUGAAUGAAACUGUGGGCUUUGAAUAAUUGAAAGAAUAUGUUUAUAUCAUUAAUUUUUGUUAAAAUGAUGUAGUGUUCAUAUAUUGUGUUUAUAUGAUUUAUUCAACGUUUAUAUGAUUCAUUUUUUUAUAUGAUCAAUUAAAUGAUAAAUUUCAUGUCUACAUAAAUUAUUCAAUGUUUAUAUGGUAAACACAACUUAUAUUAUGUUUUGUUUGUUGGAAGGUGAAGACAAGAUUGGUUCAACAUGACAACCCAAGAAUACUCCAACUUAACGAAUGAUAUGAUGGUUGAAGAUGCAGAACAUGGCCCUCCUGAGGUAAUCACAAGCCAGAAACCACAACAAAUGGAACGCCCAGUGGUAUGCAAACCUGUAACUGCCACAUACGUAAUGGCACCCACCACUGUCCAACCAAUCAAUCCAAACUCCAUUGAUGGCAAUUACAGACCCAGAUGGGCUCACAGGAGCGCGCUGAUUCUGAGCAUUAUCAUUAUGAUUUGUGGCGGGAUCAUGCUCAUUAUGAAUAUAGCCAGCUUGGCCAUGGAGAUCAGAUUCUAUUUGCCAGGAACAGGAAUCUGGGGUGGCAUAGCAAUAAUGGUCAUAGGUGGAAUUGGAGUGGGUGCAUCAAGGAGAAAAUCAAAGUGCUUGAUCAUUGCCGUUAUGGUCCUUACUAUCAUACUAGCUGUAGGGAGUACCACAUUAUUUGCAAUUCAGAUCACCUAUGCCCUGAGUAGCAUACCAUUAAGAGAUCGAGAUUAUGAUUUCUUCGACCGAGACUAUGUAAUCCGUGGAUUUGCUAUCAGUAUAGUGAUGGCAAUUUGCUUUUUGGUUGCGAUUGUGUCUGCUAUUGUUGUGUCUGCUCUGACGUGCCGUGCAGUGUGCUGUCAACCCAAUUCAUUCAUGGUUCAGGUUGCAUAUGUACCCCCUGCGGAGUCAUGCAACUUGGCUCCAGUUUCUGAGAAGUUAAUGGCACAAGGAGGACACAAGGAGGCUGUAUUGGCUACACCACAACCACAGCUACAGCAACAGUUUAUUCAGAAGGAGGGGUUGAUGCAGCACUAGAAUGUGACCACAAUGGAGACUCCCUAUAUACAGACAUUACAAUAGCUCAAACAGACAAUAUAUAGUAGAUAUGCAGCUACACCACAAGCUCAGAUACAGGCUCCAAUAUAUUCAGAACAUGGGGCUGAUGCAGCCCUAGACUACACUCGCCAUGGCAACUCCCAUAUAAGCCUAUAUACAGACAUUACAAUAGCUUCAACAGACAAUAUAUAUAGAUAUGCAGCUACAAUACAAGCUUAGAUACAGGCUCCAAUAUAUUCAGAACAUGGGGCUGAUGCAGCCCUAGACUACACUCGCCAUGGCAACUCCCAUAUAAGCCCACAUACAGACUGGAUCCAUUACAAUAGCUUCAACAGACAAUAUAUAUAGAUAUGCAGCUACACUACAAGCUUAGAUACAGGCUCUAAUAUAUUCAGAACCAGGGGCUGAUGCAGCUCUAGACUACAUUCGCCAUGGCAACUCCCACAUAAGCCCAUAUACAGACUUGGGCCAUUAUAACAAACUGCUUUAACAGGCAUUUUAUAGACAUGCAACAAAAUAAGGGUUAUCCUUCUAUAUUAAUCACAAGCAACCAAAUAAUAAGCUUGAAAACUGACUAAUUGAGAGUACAGUAAAACCUGUUUAUCUGACCGCCUCGAGAAAUCCCAACAUCUCUAAAUGUGAACGCUUACUUUGUCUUAAUUUUUGAUCUUUUCAUUGACUACCAUGUCCAAAAACUUGAAAAACAUCUGCCAAUCCUAAUACUUAUGGUGAUCCCAGUGCCUUUUCAAAUAGACAGGUUCCACUGUACUAGGCAUUGUUGUGCUUGAAUCAUUUUCUAGCUUUAGUAAUAUCAUGGGCUUUCAACUAGAAGGGUAUGCAACUCUAUGUAAUAACAUGAGACCUUCAAAAUGAGCAAUGACAUGCUUCCCUUUUAUGGCAAUAUUUCAAAAAGUAUUAGAUAAAUGUAUAUAUUUUAGUAUUAUUUUGAAUAAAAAUCAAUUUUUAAUAUGAUUUAAGCAUAAAAUAUAUUCAAUAUCAUAUAAAAGUAAACAAAAGAGAUCAAUAAGAAUAAGAGUUAUCAAGAUGUUCUCUUUGAGUAUUGCAUUGUGGGUAAUUAUUCAAGAACACAUUCCAAUAAAAAC